GUAGAACAUACUAUCCUUGUUUUACUUGUCACAUAAUUCAUCAUUUGUCAGUUGAAAAUAGAGUCUGUUGCGUUUAAAAAACUAUCUGGAGCUACUUAGUGAUGCCCAAUCCCAAAGGACUAUCGAUUAGACUUAAGAUUCCGACUCGUGUGCAGCCCGAGGUAGUGCCGCCGCCGGGCAUGGCUGGCGAAUAUACCAACAAGAUACAUCAUAUGAAUAAGUAUCUGCUGGAAGAGUUGUGUCAACAGGAGUUUGCUCUGCCUUUCAUGGAGCCAGUUGACACAAAGGCCCUUAAUGUGCCCACCUACUACACCAUAAUUGAGCACCCCAUGGACGUGGGCACCAUUAUCAUGCGUGUGGAGAAUAGAUACUAUCGAAGUGUCCAUGAACUUAUCAACGAUGUCAGGCUGGUAAUAAGAAACUGCUUUACAUUUAACAUGCCCGAGGCGACUGUCUAUCGCGAUGGGCAGAAGUUAGAAAAGCUCUUUCUUAAGGUGCUCGAGAAACUUCCAGCGGGAGAGGAGGUACCCUACGACAAGGAAAAAGCCGAAAAGUCAAUAAUGAAGCGACAAUGUCGAUAUAGGUUAAAAAAGCUACAGGAACACACUGAUCAAAUGGAACAGGAUGGCCAGGAAUUGUUCCGCGAAAAGUGGUUGCCCUUUGCUGAGGAGAUGCACAAGCGUAACAUCAAAACGCUGGAGGAUUUUGAUACCCACCUGGACAACAUUCUCAAGCACUGCCACGAUCAUGGAAAGCGCAUACUGGAGUCCUAUGAACAUGAUGCCAACCGGCUAUUAGAAGAUGAGGAGAGCGGAGAUAAUGAGAAUGUACGUGAUGAGGCCGGGAGCAAUAUGUGGCCAUGCCAAAAGCCCCUCUUUGACUGGGAAGACACCAUAAUCGAUGCCCUCGAUGAUACGCUCAUUUGCCUAAAGCAGGACGUGGUCAAAUGUCGUCUGGGUGAGCAUAAGAAGAAUAAGCAAUCCUACAGUGAGAUCCUUCUGCCAAUAUUUGUCAACGCUCAGAUAAUCAGCGAAGGUCUGUGCUCGCAAACGAAUCUGCCCGACUCCGAAGAGGAGGAAACCGAAUGGCAUCCGAAUCGCGUCAGCGAUAAGGAACGUCAUGCCAUACGGCAACAGUUCAGUGGACUAAUGCCGGAAGCCAUAUUCGAUAUAAUGCAUAUUAUUGAGCAGGCCGAAUACCGCACCGCCAGCAACGCCGACCGUAAAUACAAUAUGAUGUACUUUAGCCCCCAGACGAUAGUUCUUAUAAGGAAGGCCAUUGAAGCGCAAAAUAAGGCCAGCCUGAAGCACGAAGAGGAACAGCAAGACGAAGAAAUGCACGGCGAGGAGCACAAUGCGGGAGAGCUGGAUAAUAUAAAUUCGAAUUUCCAUUAUACAAAAACAAACACAGAUUUCGCAGGAAUCGACAACGAUAUAGGAGGAUACAAUGGUGGCCACUGUUUGGAGCAGCAUCAAAAGGCAAUACCAACAUAUUACCCUUGCUUGCCAAAGGCCGACCAGCAACAGGUGGAUGGAAACAUAAUGCAGGUCCUAGCUGAUUCUGGGGGCGGCAUGGAGUGGGAGGUGUUGAGCGACUAUGACUCCGACGCCGAUGAGAACGACUGUAAUGGCAAUGAGAACAACGGCUGUGAUGAUAAUGAAAACAACUGUGUUGAAAAUGAGAACAAUGAGAGCUACGACUGCGACUCUAAUGAAAACGACGAUUGUGACUUAAACGAGAACGAGGGUGAUGACGAUGAAAACAUCUACUGUAACAUCAAUGAGAAUGAAGACUGUGACUCCAAUGAGAAUGAUGAAUGUGACUCCAAUGAGAAUGAUGAAUGUGACUCUAAUGAGAAUGAUGAGUGUGACUCCAAUGAGAACGAUGACUGUGACUCCAAUGAGAACGACGACGAUGACGCCAAUGAGAACGAUGACGGUUACUCUAAUGCAAAUGACGGCUGUGACUCCAAUGAGAACGACGAAUGUGACUCCAAUGAGAACGAUGACUGUGACUCCAAUGAGAACGAGGACUGUGAUUCCGAUAUAAACAACGACUGUGACACCAAUGAGAACGACUUUUCCUCCGACGGUGAAAAUGAUGGCAAGCCAUCAAACGAAGCAUAUGCACAAUAUAAUAAUGUUACGCACAGCUAUUAUCAUUAAGGUUUUUGAUAAGAGUAUCAAAUUAAAAAUACCACUUUUUGCAGAAUGUUUAAAAUAAUUUAACAACGGAGAAACAUGAAAAACAGUAAAUCGAAAAAUGAUUGAUUUAUUUCGCUUCAUUUCAAAUUUUUUUUCGGAGUUUUUUGUUUUCUUAACGUUAACUUCACUAAUGCCUCUGCAUUUUUGUUCUUAUCAAAAUACUUUUUGUUUUGCUUCGAAUGAUGGUGUCGGUCAUGCAUAUAGCGCUUAUAUAAUUUAUAAUUAAAAAUGUAAACUUAUGGUACCACAAUGAAAUAAUUCUCAAGCGUUUUUUUUUUGUCAAUCUAUGCGUAUUCUAAGCCUGCUUAUCUUGCGAACGAAACUAAUUAUAAAUUUAA
Messenger RNA from Drosophila montana, 2542 nucleotides. RefSeq lists its product as uncharacterized. Bases 102 to 2165 code for a protein of 687 amino acids. The transcript has 2 exons. Gene Ontology annotation, cellular component: chromatin; nucleus. The record is from RefSeq and is a predicted model, not a curated record. NCBI's taxonomy places the organism in Eukaryota, Metazoa, Arthropoda, Insecta, Diptera, Drosophilidae. Gene Ontology annotation, biological process: regulation of DNA-templated transcription; chromatin remodeling.